UGCCGUUAGUCGUUCUGGAUGAGAUGAUAACACUUUCAACAAUAUUUUUAAUGUUUUGGUACAUAUCAUCAGAAUAGUUAAAUAAAUUAGCAUCACUACUAAAUGAAGAAAUAUACUGAACAUAUAAAGAUAUGUCCAUAUAUCCCAUGAGCAACAUAUAUGACGCAUAAUAUUUCAUUGAUUAUAAAGUUAUCAAUAUUGACCAAUCGAGUAUCCCCAGUGAUACACGGGCCGAUACAUUUUCAAGUAAAUCCUGAUGGAAUUGUACGUUUAAAUAAGUCGGUCACGGGGUUUAAAGGACACACGAGAAAAGUAUAAGUUUAAGUCUAAUCCAAGGACUGCGCAGCGCGACAGUUCUUAUCAUCAGAAGAUGAGUGCUAGUUCGGGCAAUGUUGCCGGAAGCCAGAGAAUAUCUGCUGAGAACACCUUCAAAGAAUUCAUAUCUUAUACCAGUAAAUCUACACUGAAAAGUGUGGCAUAUGCCUCUUUUCCUGGAGCAAUCUGCUACAUCUUAACAAGUAAUCAAAAUUUAUCAAAAAGAAUAUUCUAUGGAUUGACCAGCGUUGCUUUUCUGAGAUACUUAUGUUUAUAUGCUAACAAAGAAAUGAGCAAAUCAGGAGUUUCUAUGAAAGAUCUAAUUACCAUGGACGAUGAUUGAUUUAUAAUGACCCAUUACAUCAUGUAUAUUAUGAAUAUUGUGUAUGGAUGCUGUGUAAGUUUGGUGGAGAGUUUUGUGAAAGGAUCAGAUGGCAGGUAUGAAGUGUAUCAGUGAGAUGUAGGUAUAAUGAUGAUAAUUAUAUGUUUUGGUGACCUUUACAUGUGUGUGCAUGUGUAUGGAUAGUUUUUGAGGAUUGUUUUUUGUGUGUAUACAUUAGUUUGUUAUAGGUGUGAAUGAUAAAUGUGUAUUGAAUGUUAUGUGUGGAUUUUUUUAUGCAGGGAUGAUUUUUCCCCUUUGCCUGAAGAAUCAGGCUGUUAUGUAAUAAAUUUCAUUUUGAAAAAAACUUCUUUAAAAUUUCCCUAUACAUUAUAAUGAUCCUGAUUUUUUUUCCAUAGAUAUUUAAUUUCUUCCCUGUUAUUCUUAAGACAAUGUCCCCCAAUUUUAUUCCAUAUCUGCAGUUUUUUCUGUAAUGAUGAUUAUUUCUUAUUGUGUGUAGUUGACAAUUCUGCAAGUGUCUGCUUAUCUGAAAAAUAUUGCAUUACCGGCAUUCAUUUUUAGGAACAUUUACAAAUUCAUCAUUUGAAUGUGGUUCUUAUAUGUUUUACACUUAGAUAUAUUUGAUUUAUAUUUAUAACAAAUGUAAAUAAAGACAUAAUACAUCAAAUCA
Messenger RNA from Pecten maximus, 1325 nucleotides. RefSeq lists its product as uncharacterized. NCBI's taxonomy places the organism in Eukaryota, Metazoa, Mollusca, Bivalvia, Pectinida, Pectinidae. The record is from RefSeq and is a predicted model, not a curated record. The transcript has 4 exons. Bases 371 to 658 code for a protein of 95 amino acids.